Messenger RNA from Nicotiana tabacum (common tobacco), 555 nucleotides. Lineage: Eukaryota; Viridiplantae; Streptophyta; Magnoliopsida; Solanales; Solanaceae. The record is from RefSeq and is a predicted model, not a curated record.
AUGUCCAUUGUUAAGUACUUGAUUGUUGUUGCUGUUAAAAAGAAUUGGUCUUUGUUUCAAACCGAUGUCAAUAAUGUCUUUCUUCAUGGUGACUUAGAUGAAGAGGUUUAUAUGAAAUUACCUCCAGGUCUCUCUGUUGCUUCUCCUUCUUCUGUCUCUUUGGCUUGCAUUGAGGUUACUGUUUUCCCUGAUGGUGUUCUUUUAAAUCAAAAGAAAUUUGUUUCUGAUAUGCUAAAAGAGUUUGAUUUUUUGGGGGUCACUUCUGUUGCUAGUCCUCUAGAACUCACCCCAAAGCUCAAGGAUGUUGAAGAUGAGGUUUUGUCAUCUCCUGAGAAGUACAGGAGACUCAUUGGCAAGCUACUCUUUUUAACUCACACUCGACCUAACAUAUGCUUUGAUGUUCAACAUUUGAGCCAAUUCUUGCACACUCUUAGGAUACCUCAUAUGGUUGUUGCCCACCACUUGCUCUGCUAUCUUAAAGGCACACAUGAUUUUGGUUUAUUUUAUUCUAACAAUCUUGAUUUCUCUGUGAAGGCUUAUACUGAUAGUGAUUGA